AGCAGCCUGUUAGCCGUUAGCCUCUGUUAGCCGCUAGCUUUGGUUGUGCAACACAAGGACAGAGGAACGUGGUCACCUGCGAACAACUGAGUUUAUAUUGAACAUUUCUUUUACUUUUAUUUGAAGAGUCUUCCAGCGGUUUAAUCUACCUCGAAUCUGAAGAUGUCUCACAAACCUCUGGAGCCUCUGGCCAAGAAACUCAUGAAGGGGGUGAUCGUUCUGGAGCUGCUGGGCGUGUUCGGGGCCUUUGGCCUUUUUCACACGAUGGACAACAGCCAAGAUUUCAGGAACACCAUGAAGAGGAGGUUUCCAUCGAUCCUGGAGGUUUACUACAAGUCCAACGAGUGGGGGGGGGUCUACGGCAUCCGAGAGCGAGACCAGGAAGCCUGGUCGGCCAAGCGGGACUGAAGCUGUCCGUCAGAGAAAAGUCCACGUUAAUUUAAAAAACAAAAGAACGGCUACUUCCUCUUCUUCUUGUUCCCGAACGUCCUGCCUCCCGUCCUGCCUCGGCCGAACAUCGCCGUCUUCUUGUUGAACGCCGCCUUCUUCCUGCGCAGCGUCGUGGCGUCGCGGCCGUGGAUCCAGUCGUCUCGCUGAGCCUCCCACUUCAGCUGCUUCAGACCUGCAGGGAUCAGAGGAGACGUCACCGCCUGAGUCUGGGUUUAUGAAUCAGACUGAUCCAAAGGACGAGGGACAAAAUCCACGAUCCUCAUACGUCACAGCCACACAAGAACAACUUCAAACACUGAAGUCCUGAUGUUUGAUUCCCAGCUCCACUCGCUCUUAGUUUCCAUUAACGUACAAAAUGAGUUGUUUCAGUUUUACACACCUGCUCUGAUGUAUAACAGAGGGCAGGUCAUUAAACUGAACACUGGUUUGGUUCAAUCAUUUCUGCGGUUUUUCAGACAUUUGCCAUUUACCAGAAAAUAUUAAUAUUCUGAUGUUAACUUCAGCCACGUUAUUUAAUUUUAAUUUAUUUCUAUACUGAAUCAGAGUGAUCUGAUCUCUGUGGAGAAGUGAUUAAACUCAGCUGGUAUCCAGCAAACUGAAGGAAA
This is a messenger RNA of Lates calcarifer (barramundi perch), 1055 nucleotides long. Its product is annotated as protein CEBPZOS. NCBI's taxonomy places the organism in Eukaryota, Metazoa, Chordata, Actinopteri, Centropomidae. Bases 163 to 408 code for a protein of 81 amino acids. The transcript is spliced from 4 exons. The record is from RefSeq and is a predicted model, not a curated record.